AAGAGUUGUACUCUAAUUCUAAUAGAGCAUAUUUCUCUUGUAAAACCCUAGGUAUCUCUUCCCAAAACCUUAAGCCUCUUCUAUGGAGUUCUGGGGUAUUGAAGUUAAGGCCGGACAGCCUAUUAAAGCCGACCCUGGUGCUGAUUAUGUCAUCCAUCUGUCCCAGGCAUCACUUGGUGAGUCAAAGAACAAGGCAGAAUCUGUUCCGCUCUACGUGAAUACUGAUGGGAAAAAACUUGUUCUUGGAACUCUUUCCCACCAGAAUUUCCCACAAUUAUCUUUUGAUCUAGUAUUUGACCAAGAGUUUGAGCUCUCUCACAACUGGAAGAAUGGGAGUGUCUAUUUCCUUGGUUAUAAAACUUAUGUGCCAGAGGAAGGUGAUGAUUUUGAUAUGUCUGGUGAUGAAGGAAGUAGUGAUGAGGAGGAGGAGCUUCCUCUUGUUACUGCUGAAAAUGGGAAAGCAAAGGCAGAUGCAAAAACAGCCAAGGCUAAUGCUUCGAAACCAGAGCCUUCUAAACCAGCUGUGAAGAUAGCAGAACCUAGCAAGAAAACUGAGGAGGAGGAUGAAGAUUCUGAAGAGGAGGAUGACGAUGAUUCCGAGGAAGAAGAUGACUCUGAUGAGAUAUCAGAGGAUGAUAUUUCAGAUGAGGAGGAUGAAGAAACACCAAAACAGGUUGAGUCAAGCAAGAAGAGGCCUGCCGAACCCGUAACCCCUGCUUCUUCAAAAAAGGCUAAAUCUGCUGUUACUCCUCAGAAGACAGAUUGUAAGAAGGGUGGUCACACAGCAACGCCGCACCCAGCAAAGCAUGCUGGGAAAAAUGCUGCAAAGACUCCAAAGUCUGGUGGUCAAUUCUCUUGUGGCUCUUGUAACAAGUAUUUUGGGUCCGAGGGUGGUUUAGAUUCUCACAAGAAGGCCAAGCAUGGAGGCAAAUGAGGUCGGGUUUAUGUGCUCUAACGUGCAUGUUUGAUUUUGGGGGGAGACAUCUUUUGUCUUAUUUUGGUAGACUUAGUUAAUGAGGGAUUUAAGGUUUAAGAAGACUUAUGCGUGGUGUUUUUCCUUGAUGAUUCGUAACUUUAGGUUAAUAUUAUGUUUUAGGUUGGUAUGUUGCUUCAUUCUUGUCUGAUUUGCUUUUACAUGGCUUGUCUUUGAAUUAUAA
Hibiscus syriacus is the source of this 1157-nucleotide messenger RNA. RefSeq names its product histone deacetylase HDT1-like. Bases 83 to 934 code for a protein of 283 amino acids. NCBI's taxonomy places the organism in Eukaryota, Viridiplantae, Streptophyta, Magnoliopsida, Malvales, Malvaceae. The record is from RefSeq and is a predicted model, not a curated record. The transcript is spliced from 10 exons.